This is a messenger RNA of Rotaria sp. Silwood2, 3339 nucleotides long. The record is from the annotation of a GenBank genome assembly. NCBI's taxonomy places the organism in Eukaryota, Metazoa, Rotifera, Eurotatoria, Philodinida, Philodinidae.
AUGUGGGAAAGUAUUUAUGGCCGAUUUCCUGCAACAAAACAAGAUGCUCCAUUUGGUAAUGAUGAGAAUAAAAAUUUACUAGACGGAAAUCUGUCAGAUAACGAUAAUGAAGAGUAUGAAACUGAAAAUAAUGAACUAGAACCGAAUCCGAGGAAUCAACGAAAAAUUGACACAAAUCAAAAUAUUAGACCUUGGAAAAUACCCACAACUCAAAAUCAUUUAAUAAUUAUUGUGAAUGACGAGAAAAAUUUCGAUGAAGUUAAGCAAAAUAUAAAAAGGGACUUUUCAAGACAAGGUUUCAAUUGGAGUGAUGAAGAAGAAGAAUUACGCCCAUGGUGUUUUGGGUUAACAUCAAUACAUGUUAAAUUUAUUCAACCAAAGAUAAUUGAUUUGUCAAUACUUUCUUUAGCUUCAUCUAUACCUUUUUGGUUAACAUUUAAAAAAGAAAAAGAACAAAACAAAUCAGACGAUCAAAGGAGCAAAAAGUCAAUUCGUCAUAGACUCAAUUUAAAUUACGAUGUUUCACUUCGUUAUGGUGCAUUGACUAGUGUAAAUGAAUUUUUUUACGCACAAAACCAUUCGUUCGGCAAUAAUGACUACUUAAAUUGGUCGUUUUUUUUAAAUGAUCAAUUUAAUAAUAGUGGCUGUAUUGAUUGGAUCAUAGAAAAUUCUGAAACAAGAUUAAAAAAACAGUUAUUAAUUUCUAAUAUUAAUCAUUCUGUUAUCAUUGAUUCAGAUGAAGAUGGUUUUAGCUUAUAUAUAUGCCAAAAAUGCAACAUGAACGAAUUUAAGAGUAAGUCAACCGUAAACCAAAAUUAUCAUAAUAAUCGUGGAAACAAUUUUUCACGUCCACGUUCGAAACAUAACAAAGAAAAUGUUUUAAAAGAUGGUGUCCCACCACCAUCUCAUCGUCGGUCAAGCCAUGGACCUCGUAAAGCUGUACCAAUUGGCUCGACAAAUGAUGCAUACAAGUCUAAACCUCUUAAUACUGAGGGACUUCAUCAGACAAAUCAUCAAUCUCGACAACAACAAAGAGCCACUUAUGACCCACUUCAGAGAUGUAGUGAAGAUGGAGGUUGCUACUUUUCCACUAUUGAAUUUAGUAUGCGUUAUAAUCCAUUGCGUGUAAGAAUUCCUCAACAAAAUAUUAUCAAUGAAAUACAACAAAAGCUUUCAACACUUAUCGAAUAUUUCCUUGCACAAAGAAUAACUGUUUGUUAUGGAAAAAUUAAUUCAAAAAGUGGACCAACGCCUUAUUUAUUUUUUCAAGAAAGACUACCCGAUUUUCCGUCACUUAUAAUGAAAUAUUCAUGGCAAUUACUUUCUAUCGUUGGAUAUCGUUUACAAAUCCAAGUAUAUAAGGAAAAAUUCAUUGAAAAACUAUUUAAAUUGAGUGAAGAACAAUACAAUCCUGAUGAAUUAUUCUAUCGUGUAUGUGUUUAUCUUUCACGUAUAUGUUCACUGAAACCCUUUGCGAAUAUAAACGAUGAAUUACAACAUGCAGUUAAUGAAUCAACGAGAAAACGAACUGCUUCGGCUUAUGGUUUAGUUAGUAAAAUAGUUACUUCAAACGAAAAUGAAGCUUAUAUUCCAUCAGUUUCGUUAACACCAACAACAAUACGAAUAAAACCAUUAAAAUUAUGUCGAACAAAUCGAGUUCUUAGAGCUACUGAAAAAUUUGGUAGAUCAACCGAAAAUUUUGCUCUUGUUGAUAUUCGUGAUGAAAACGGUUCAGAUUUACAACCGCAUCAUUUUCAUCAUUUACAUGACUUUCUACUUAAGUUUUUGAAAUAUGGAUUUAUAUUAAUGAAUGAUAAUCGAGAAUAUAAAUAUUUACAUCACUCUCAAUCUCAAUUGCGUUCACGACAAUUUUGGUUCUAUCAUCAUAAUAAUUAUGACAAAGAUCCCAGCAGAAGAAAUUGCAGUUUUCAAGAAGCCUAUAAAUGGAUGGGAAAGUUUGAUAAGGAAAAUAAUCCAGCUAAAUAUGCUGCUCGUAUGGCUCUUUGUUUUACUACAACAACAGCAACUGUUCUGAUAAAAAAAUCUCUCGAUAUCCGAACGGAUUUUAGUUGUGUUCAAUUUCGUUAUAAUGGUGCCAAAGGGGUCGUUAGUAUUGAUCCUGAGAUGCCAGCAAAUACUGAUCUAGUUAUUCGUGAUAGUAUGGAAAAAUUCAAAACUGAUCAUGAGUUGUUUGAAGUAUGUAAACGCUCAGCACCUCGAGCAAACUUUCUCAAUCAACAAGCGAUUCUACUUUUAUCUUAUCGAAAAGUGCCUGAUUCAUCAUUUCUUAUACUUCAACAAGAAAAUCAACUAAGGCUUAUUCGGGCUCUUCUCCGAAAUUCUGAUGCAGAAAAAAUUAUCCUUGAAAAAGUUCCAACAUGGUUUUUGCCUAACGAUAUACAUAUGGCGAAUAUUGAUUAUAUUCAUGAACCAUUUUUUAGACAUUUACUUAUCAAUGCAUGUUUACAAUCAACAAGAGAUUUACUUAGAAAAGCACGUAUUCGAGUUCCACCAAAUAAAGGUCGAAAUAUGUUUGGUAUUGUUGAUGAAUAUAAUGUUCUUAAAUCUGAUGAAAUAUUUAUUCAAUACACAAAAAUUGAAGAUGGUCGACCUCGUAAUAAAACUGAAAUACUUGAGAAAUGUAAAGUUGUCAUUACAAAAAAUCCUUGCUAUCAUCCAGGCGAUAUUCGAACAUUUACGGCUGUUAAUCAUCCAAGAUUACAACAUUUGAAAGACGUUGUUGUUUUUUCACAACAAGGUGAUCGUCCAGCUCCACAUGAUAUAAGUGGAUCUGAUUUAGACGGAGAUGAAUAUUUAGUGGUUUGGCAUGAAGAUUUUGUUCCAUAUAAGACUAAGAACGCCGAACCAUAUGAGUAUGAUACAAAAAUACCUGAAAAACAGUUUCGUACACUGUAUAAAAAAGAAGAGGCUACUGUCACCAUACUAGAGAUAGCGGAAGAAGAUUACUUAGGACGACUUUCGAGAUUACAUUUAGCUUUUGCCGAUAAAUUUGGUAUUGAUAAUUUUACGCCACCAGCAGAAAAUACUUUGUCAACAGUUGCAUUAGCGGGCAAAAUUAGUCAAGAAGUUGAUNUAUCACAAUCAAAUAUUUACUUCCCAACAAUAUUACCUCAUUCCUACAUUUCAAAACCAGCUUUAUCAACACUUACAUUACCCUGCAAAAUUAGUCAAGAAGUUGAUAGUGGUAAAACUGGUUAUCAUCCAUUACAUGAUAAUGAUAUUAAAAAGUUGAAUAAUGCACUUGAAAAUAAACGACCUGAUUUUAUGGACAAAGCUGGUUUUGAAAUGUACGAAUCACCUAACAUUCUUGGCAAGUAA